Molecule: messenger RNA, 1217 nt
Organism: Neomonachus schauinslandi (Hawaiian monk seal)
Lineage: Eukaryota; Metazoa; Chordata; Mammalia; Carnivora; Phocidae
Gene: TMOD2
Product: tropomodulin 2
Exons: 11
Coding region: 1-1059 (352 amino acids)
Biological process (GO): pointed-end actin filament capping; myofibril assembly; muscle contraction
Cellular component (GO): striated muscle thin filament; myofibril
Molecular function (GO): tropomyosin binding
Source: RefSeq, a predicted model, not a curated record
AUGGCACUCCCCUUUCAAAAAGAGCUGGAGAAAUACAAGAACAUUGAUGAGGAUGAGCUUCUUGGCAAACUCUCAGAAGAGGAACUGAAACAGUUGGAAAAUGUUCUUGAUGACCUAGAUCCCAAGAGUGCACUGCUACCAGCUGGAUUCCGACAGAAAGACCAGACCCAGAAAGCAGCCACUGGCCCGUUCGAUCGCGAGCACCUCCUCAUGUACCUGGAGAAGGAAGCUUUGGAACAGAAGGACAGGGAAGACUUUGUGCCCUUCACUGGAGAAAAGAAAGGGAGAGUCUUCAUCCCCAAAGAAAAGCCCAUAGAAACUCGUAAAGAAGAAAAAGUGACCCUUGACCCAGAACUGGAAGAAGCUUUGGCCAGCGCCUCCGACACCGAGCUCUAUGAUCUUGCAGCUGUUCUUGGAGUACACAAUUUACUCAACAAUCCAAAGUUUGAUGAAGAAAUGGCCAGUACUAAAGGUGUUCACCAAGAUCAUUUUAAGAAUGUGGUCAAAGGUGAGAAGGUCAAGCCAAUAUUUGAGGAACCACCCAAUCCUACCAAUGUGGAAGUAAGUCUGCAGCAGAUGAAAGCCAAUGAUCCCAGCCUGCAAGAAGUCAACCUCAACAACAUUAAGAACAUUCCAAUUCCAACCCUGAAGGAAUUUGCAAAAGCUCUGGAAACCAACACUCACGUAAAGAAGUUCAGCCUGGCUGCAACCCGUAGCAAUGACCCUGUGGCGAUUGCUUUUGCAGAUAUGCUGAAAGUAAAUAAGACCUUGAAAAGCCUCAACAUCGAAUCCAAUUUUAUCACUGGGUCCGGGAUCCUGGCCCUGGUGGAGGCACUGAGAGAGAAUGACACCCUGACGGAGAUCAAGAUCGACAACCAGAGACAGCAGCUGGGAACUGCUGUGGAGAUGGAAAUUGCCCAGAUGCUCGAGGAGAAUUCAAGGAUCCUCAAGUUUGGAUAUCAGUUUACCAAGCAAGGGCCUCGAACAAGGGUGGCAGCCGCCAUCACAAAGAAUAAUGACCUAGUUCGUAAAAAGCGAGUUGAAGGAGACCGAAGGUAAACUUUCGCAAGACGAGGCUGAGUUGCACCCUGGUGGCCAUUUAGAAAUAAGCAAGCAAAAACCCUUCUCCUUCCCCAUCAGGACCAUUUUAUUCAAGGUUGUGCAUUUCCGUUAACCACCUGGCUAAUAAUUUAAUCGUUGUUCUUUUUUAGCACUAC